CAUUAAACUCCACGAAAAAAAACAGUGAAGAAACCAACGUUGUUCUCUCUCUCUCUCUCUGUUACAGUCGCAGUUGUUGAAACUGCGAUACUUGCAACCAUGUCCACAAGUUCGAUUUGCUCGUGUUCAUUCCGAUUGGUGGCAACCCGAAUCCCAGUUUCCCUCUACGACAAAACCCCACUCUUCAAAACCUCAACGUUCCUCACAAAAUCCAUCUUCUCCAUCAAACCCAUCACCUUCCAGCGAAUUCCAACCAAACCAUCAGCAUCAUCAUCAUCACCAUCACCAUCAUCACCCACUUCCCUGCAACCCAUUGAAGAGCUUCCUCCGAAGCUCCAAGAAAUCGUGAAGCUCUUCCAAUCGGUGCAGGAACCCAAAGCCAAGUACGAGCAGCUCCUAUUCUACGGGAAGAAUCUCAAACCCCUCGAUUCCCAGUUCAAGAGCAAGGAGAACAAGGUUGAAGGUUGCGUUUCCCAGGUCUGGGUCCGUGCUUACCUUGAUCAGGAGAAGAAUGUUGUGUAUGAAGCUGAUUCUGAUUCUGUCCUCACCAAGGGGCUCGCUGCGUUGCUCGUUCAGGGAUUGUCGGGUCGACCCGUUCAGGAGGUUAUUCGGGUCACGCCGGACUUCGCGGUGCUUCUUGGGUUGCAGCAGAGUUUGACCCCUUCUAGGAAUAAUGGGUUUUUGAAUAUGCUCAGGUUGAUGCAGAAGAAGGCGCUUAUGCUCUAUGUUGAAGAUGAAAAGGGUGCUGAAUUGAACUCACCUGGAAAUUCUGAGGUGAAGGAUGAUAGUUUUGUUGAGAAUUCAAGUGGGGGGCACAGUUCUGAAAUUGAUAAUUCAGAGACUCCAUCAUCUUCACCUUCAUCAUCACCAUCAUUACCCAAUUCAGAUGGUGGUGAAUUGGGUGGUAGAGGGAGGAGGAUCAAGGAGAAGAUGGAGAAGGAGCUUAAUCCUGUUGAGUUGCAAGUUGAAGAUGUAUCGUAUCAGCACGCGGGGCAUGCGGGUGUUAGAGGGAGUGAUGGGGAGACACAUUUCAACCUUAAAGUGGUGUCUGCAGAGUUUGAAGGGAAGAGUUUAGUUAAGAGGCACAGGCUCAUAUAUAGCCUGCUGCAAGAGGAGUUGCAGUCUGGAUUGCAUGCCUUGUCAAUUGUGGCGAAGACACCUUCUGAAGUCAGUUAAGGAUGAAAAUGAACUAUGCAGGAAGAGAGGUCAAAAUUUUCUCCUUUGGCCCUAUUGGUUUUGAGGAUGUGUUCAUUUUGCUUAUAUUGAACCAAACCAUACUUAUCUGUUGGAAAUUAGAAUACUUGUUUUGGUUAACCAUAGCAUUUUAUGUCAAAACAGUGAUGGAUAAUUUGAUGCUUAUGGGUUUUUCAAUGAUUUAAGGGUUUGUGUAAAGUUAUACAAUUCAAAUAUAUAAAUCCAGACUUCUGGCAGCUGAGGUGAGGCUGCUAAGCA
This is a messenger RNA of Lotus japonicus, 1452 nucleotides long. RefSeq names its product sufE-like protein 1, chloroplastic/mitochondrial. Lineage: Eukaryota; Viridiplantae; Streptophyta; Magnoliopsida; Fabales; Fabaceae. The record is from RefSeq and is a predicted model, not a curated record. Bases 100 to 1176 code for a protein of 358 amino acids. The transcript has a single exon.